AAUUAGGAAUUGAACUAAACUAAAUUUCAACUGAAAAUACCCUUAAUUAUUUCAAUCCAUCCAAUUUUACUGUUGUCCAAAUAGGUUCGAAAAUACAUUUGUGUGAAUUUUGUAAACGAUGAGCGAAAAAAAUCGGCGGCAACGAAAAAAAAACAAAUAAAGAAAAAACCCUUAUCCAAUAUACUCCCUCCAUUUUGAGUGUGCAAUUGAAAAAAAAGAUUAGGAUGGCGUUGAGCGCUUCAUCUUCAAUGGCGGCCCAAUUUCACACGCUUCCAAACUCCCACCACCAUCACCGCCUUCUUCUCUCCUCGCCGCCGCUCUCCUCCGCCGCAUUCAUCUCUCGCUCUAAUGGCUUCCAACUCUCUCUUCCACUUCGCCCUAGAAACCCUAAAAACCGCACCAUUUCAAAAUCAUCAUCAUCAUCAGUUGUUAAAGCAUCUGCAAAUUCUUUGGUAGCAUUGAUUUUUGAUUGCGAUGGUGUAAUCUUAGAGUCUGAGGACUUGCAUCGUCAAGCUUAUAACGAUGCUUUCGCUUUCUUCAAUGUUCGUUGCCCUUCUUCUUCUUUGGAUGGACCUCUUGAUUGGGAUAUCGAGUUUUAUGAUGUUCUUCAGAAUCAAAUUGGUGGUGGAAAACCUAAAAUGCGUUGGUACUUCAAGGAGCACGGGUGGCCAACUUCGACGAUUUUUGAGACACCUCCAGAAAAUGAUACUGAUAGAUCAAAAUUGAUAGAUAUCAUUCAGGAUUGGAAAACAGAAAGGUACCAAGAAAUUAUCAAGUCUGGUUCUGUGCAACCGAGACCUGGAGUUUUGAGAUUGAUGGAUGAAGCUAAGGCUGCUGGUAAGAAGCUAGCUGUGUGCUCUGCUGCAACCAAAAGUUCAGUUAUACUCACUCUUGAGAGUCUAAUAGGACUAGAUCGCUUCCAUGGUCUUGAUUGCUUUCUUGCAGGCGAUGAUGUCAAAGAAAAGAAACCUGAUCCAUCAAUUUAUCUUGCUGCUGCCAAGAAGCUAGGUGUGUCGGUGGACGACUGUUUGGUAGUGGAAGAUAGUGUCAUUGGCCUCAAGGCUGCAACAAAGGCUGGAAUGCCCUGUGUAAUAACCUACACAACAUCCACAGCUACCCAGGAUUUUACAGAUGCAAUUGCAACUUACCCUGACUUGAGUUCUGUAAGAUUGAGUGAUUUGGAGGCACUGCUGCAAAAUGUAGUUGCCGCAGGCUAGCUAAGUAAAGAAAGGGCUCGGAAACUGUACAUAAUGUGCAGGACUGCAGGGUUAUCACCUUACAGAAGUUGAUGUUGAAAUUCCAAUUCAUUAUACACCGCAAUUUAAUCGUGUAAGAUGUAAAAAACGGUGGUGUAAUUAUUGUGUUAAUCCAAAUGUUGUUCAUUUUACUGGUAUGUUGCUGCUACCAGCUUUUUUCUUAUACUGUAUUUUUUUACCUUUUAA
Molecule: messenger RNA, 1442 nt
Organism: Chenopodium quinoa (quinoa)
Lineage: Eukaryota; Viridiplantae; Streptophyta; Magnoliopsida; Caryophyllales; Amaranthaceae
Product: haloacid dehalogenase-like hydrolase domain-containing protein At4g39970
Exons: 11
Coding region: 225-1217 (330 amino acids)
Molecular function (GO): hydrolase activity
Source: RefSeq, a predicted model, not a curated record